AUGGGCCAAACGAAGCGGCGCGAAGGCAAGUCUGCCCGUCCAGGAAAGGCAGCUCUCUUUGGUGGGGGAAGGUCUCAAGAUGUCGCCGAUGGCCAGACACAAAUAAAGAAGGCAGCCUUCGAGAUCACAAAGAAGAAAGAGGUGGGAGUUUCGGACCUCACCUUGCUGAGCAAAGUCUCAAACGAAGCCAUCAACGAGAACUUGAAGAAACGUUUUGAAAACGGAGAAAUAUACACGUACAUCGGUCAUGUGCUGGUUUCUGUCAACCCUUUCCGAGAUCUGGGUAUCUACACCGAUGCUGUUCUGGAUUCCUACCGUGGUCGCAACCGCCUCGAGGUCUCUCCACAUGUCUUUGCGGUUGCCGAAGCCUCUUACUACAACAUGAAAGCCUACCACGACAACCAAUGCGUGAUUAUUUCGGGGGAAUCAGGUGCUGGAAAGACAGAGGCUGCCAAACGACUGAUGCAAUACAUCGCUAGUGUCUCUGGUGGUAGCGACUCCUCGAUACAAAGAACAAAGGAUAUGGUCCUUGCCACAAACCCCCUACUCGAAUCAUUUGGCAAUGCUAAGACGUUGCGGAAUAACAACUCUUCUCGGUUCGGAAAGUACUUAGAACUGGAAUUCAACCAGCAAGGAGAACCAGUAGGAGCUAAGGUUACGAAUUAUCUGCUCGAAAAGUCCCGUGUUGUUGGCCAGAUCACGAACGAGAGAAAUUUCCACAUAUUUUACCAGUUCACCAAGGCUGCUUCAUCAGAGUACCGCGAGAUUUUUGGUGUACAGCAGCCACAAUCUUACGUCUACACGAGUCGAUCGAAAUGUUAUGAUGUGCAGGGUAUUGACGAUCAUGCGGACUUCAAGGAGACGCUGGAUGCUAUGAAGAUUAUCGGCCUUACUAAGCCAGAACAAGACAACAUCUUCCGCAUGCUAGCUGCGAUAUUGUGGCUAGGAAAUGUCACGUUCCGGGAAAACGAUCAAGGUGGUGUUGAUAUUGCAGACCAAUCUGUUGUCGACUUCUUCGCCUAUCUGCUCGAGGUAGACGCAGCUCACGUGAAUAAAGCACUAACCAUCAGAAUCGUGGAGACUGCUCGUGGUGGUGGUCGUCGCGGCUCUGUCUAUGAGUCUCCUCUGAAUCCUGUACAAGCCGUCGCCGUCCGAGACGCUCUGGCCAAAGCUAUUUACUUCAAUCUUUUCGACUGGAUCGUCGCCCGAACAAACAAAUCGCUACAAACCAGAGCGAAGGUUGAAACCACUAUUGGUAUCCUAGAUAUCUACGGCUUCGAGAUUUUCGAGAAUAACUCGUUCGAACAGCUGUGCAUCAACUAUGUCAACGAAAAAUUGCAACAAAUUUUCAUCCAAUUAACGCUCAAGGCCGAGCAGGAUGAAUAUGCUAGUGAACAGAUUCAGUGGACUCCCAUCAAGUACUUCGACAACAAGGUUGUUUGCUCACUGAUCGAGGACAAGCGACCUCCUGGUGUGUUCGCAGCUUUGAACGAUGCAUGUGCAACGGCUCAUGCUGAUUCUGGCGCGGCUGACCAGACUUUCGUUGGCAGACUCAAUUUCCUUUCCGAUAAUGCCAACUUCGAAAAUCGGCAGGGUCAAUUCAUCAUCAAGCACUAUGCAGGUGAUGUUCAUUACAAAGUGCAAGGUAUGACAGACAAGAACAAAGACCAACUGGCAAAGGAUCUGCUCAACCUGAUUGACGAGAGCUCAAACGCCUUCGCACAUGAGCUGUUCCCUGAUCGAGUCAACCAAGAUGACAAGAGACGACCGCCGACUGCUGGCGACAAGAUCAAGCAAUCCGCCAAUGAACUUGUCGAGACUCUCAUGCAAGCUCAGCCAUCAUAUAUCCGAACCAUCAAGCCUAACGAGAACAAAUCGCCAAAAGAAUUUAACAACGAAAACGUGAUGCACCAGAUCAAAUAUCUAGGUCUGCAGGAAAAUGUUCGUAUCAGAAGAGCUGGUUUUGCUUACCGACAAGCAUUUGAUAAAUUCGUCGAAAGAUUUGCUCUCUUAUCGCCACGACUGUCUUAUGCGGGAGAGUAUACAUAUACAGGACCUAUGGAACAGGCAGUCAAGAUCAUCUUUGAAGACACGAGUAUUCCGAAAGAAGAAUACCAGAUUGGUGUCACAAAAGCAUUUGUCAAAUCUCCAGAAACGCUUUUUGGUCUCGAGACAAUGCGUGAUCGCUACUGGCACAAUAUGGCCAUACGUAUUCAACGUGCAUGGCGCAACUACCUCCGCUAUCGAGCUGAAGCAGCCACGAGAAUACAGAGAUGUUGGCGCAAAUCCAAGAUUGGAAUCAAGGAAAUUGAGUUCAGAGACCAAGGUCAUCGCAUUCUGCAAGGCCGCAAGGAGAGGCGCAGAUAUAGUCUCUUGGGCUCGCGUCGCUUCUUUGGAGAUUACCUGGGCGUCAACAUGCCUCGUGGUCCGGGCCAGGUCAUACGUGACGCCAUCCAUCUUGGGGGUCAGGAACGAUGUAUCUUCUCGGCUCGGUGCGAGCUGCUGGUCUCGAAGUUCGGACGAUCUUCAACACGUAUGCCACGCGUUCUGAUCCUUACGCCGAAAUCUAUCUACAUCGUCGUUCAGCAAGUUCUGAACAACCAAUUACAGAUAUCAGCAGAGAGGACCAUUUCCAACGGGUCUGUCAAGUUCAUAUCGGCGUCUAAUCUCAAAGACGACUGGUUCGUCCUUGGCGUUGGCUCACCUCAAGAACCAGAUCCGCUGAUCAACUGUGUCUUCAAGACCGAGUUCUUCCUGCAGUUCAAGACUGUAUCUCCAGGUGGUAUCAACUUGCAACUCGCCGACCACUUACAAUACAACAAGAAACCUGGAAAGCUGGCAACAGUGAAGACUAUCAAAGAUCCAGCUGUUGCUCGGGACGAUACUUACAAAUCAGGUACUAUCCACGUCGGCCCUGGCGAGCCGCCUAACUCGAUCUCACGACCGACACCAAGAGGCAAAGCUGUCGUGAGACCUAUCAAGAGUGGAAAACUACUACGACCUGGUGGUCCUGGUGGUCAGCCCUCCAAAAUGGCUUCUCGACCAAAACCUGCUCCAAGACCUGCACCAGCCGCUGUCCCCGCCACUUCGAGACCUAUACCCACACCUGCUACAGCCGCUAGUCCAGCAGUACAACGGCCGGUGCCUACACCUGCAGCCAGUACUAAUCAGACCAGCAUAUACGCCGCCGUGACGCAACCAGUUCCUGUAUCUGGAAUGCUGCAAACCAACGGGCACCCACGCAACGAAUCAGCUUCUUCAGGUAGACAUGCUCCUCCACCGCCACCACCUCCUCCACCAGCUGCGGCAGCUCCAGUAUCUGACAAACCUCAUGUCAAAGUCAAGUAUGAUUUUGAGUCGCCAGCAGCUAACCAAUUGACGAUCAGGGCGGGAGAAGUCCUCGAACUGUCACAGAAGGAAAAUAACGGUUGGUGGUUAUGUAAGAACCCCAAGACCGGUGCGCAAGGGUGGGCACCAUCGGCAUAUGUAGAGGAAAUCGAGCAGACGAGAGCAGCACCACCUCCACCUCCUCCUGUUGCACCACCACGACCGACACCAGCUGCGGCUCUAAAUGGUGCAGUCGACGGAACGGCCAAAGGCAGGUCGACGCCACCUAUACCGCCAACAAAACGGCCAGUGCCCAGUGGUCGCAAGCCAGCUCCUGCACCACCUCAACGUGAUAGUGCUGUCAGUCUGGGUAAUGGUAGCGGGACAGAUUCCGGUCGAGCUACGCCUAACAGUAUAGGUGGAGGAAGUUUAGCAGGAGGUUUGGCGGAGGCACUAAGAGCAAGACAAAGCGCCAUGAGCCAUAGAAGAGACGACAACGGCGAUGACUGGUGA
Lithohypha guttulata is the source of this 3840-nucleotide messenger RNA. Its product is annotated as class II myosin. The coding region runs from base 1 to 3840 and encodes 1279 amino acids. Lineage: Eukaryota; Fungi; Ascomycota; Eurotiomycetes; Chaetothyriales; Trichomeriaceae. Gene Ontology annotation, biological process: vesicle transport along actin filament; actin filament organization; endocytosis. The transcript has 2 exons. Gene Ontology annotation, molecular function: microfilament motor activity; ATP binding; actin filament binding. The record is from RefSeq and is a predicted model, not a curated record. Gene Ontology annotation, cellular component: cytoplasm; actin cortical patch; myosin complex.